CACUGGUCACACUUUUUUGGUGAAGCACGUGCGCGCGUAAAGGGGAGAAUCACUAGAAACACGCAGCCAGGAUGCAGAACACCUUCAUCCCAUUGAACAUACGGCGUUUCCAACAGCGGGCUCAGGUGGAAACGCCGGAUACGGUGUACUGGGACCGUCUGGCGAAACCGGAACUCCUCAAGGAGCAUAACACCAUCGAUUAUUUGGACUUCAGCCCCAGCGAUCCCGACAACUUUGUGGUGACCUGUUCGGUGCGCGUGCAGAUCUACAACCUGGUGACCAAGCUCGUGGUGAAGAACCUUUCCCGAUUCCAAAAGACCGCAUACGGAGCCACCUUCCGGCAGGAUGGUCGUCUCCUGGCCGCCGGCGACGAGGAGGGUCACGUUAAGCUAUUUGACACCACCAGCCGCAACAUCUUGCGUUUGUUCAAGGGACACACGGCGCCGGUGCAUCGCACCUUCUUUACAGCGGACAAGCUGCAGCUAGCCAGUUUUGGAGAUGAUAGGUCGGUCCGUCUGUGGGACGUGGCCAACGAGAAGGUGGUACAAACCUACGAGGACACGCACACCGACUAUAUUCGUGCCGGCGCUAUGCAUCCGCAGGCAGGGCACAUGUUCGUCUCCGGUGGCUACGAUGGCAAAAUCAAUCUGUACGAUACGCGAGCCGAAAAGGCGGUGCAGCACACCUUGGAUCAUGGAGCUCCGGUGGAGUCGAUGUUGUUCCUUCCCAACGGUUCCAUAUUCGUCAGCGCCGGUGGCAGCCAGGUUCGCGUAUGGGAUCUCAUCAGCGGCUGCCGUCUGCUCACCAUGAUGUCACAGCAUCACAAAACCGUAACUUGCCUGCGACUGGGCUCCGAUGGCAAGAGAUUGCUCUCAGGCGGGCUCGAUCGGCACGUGAAAAUCUACGAUGUUAGCACCUACAAGACAGUGCACACGUUGACCUAUCCCAAUGCCGUGGUCAGCAUGGCUGUCGCUGGCAAAGAUCAGGCAGUUGUGGCUGGAAUGGUCGAUGGUCUGGUCUCCAUUCGUCGCAUGAUUGUAGACAGCAAGCCUAGUCAUUUGAAAAAGAUUCGUGCGGAGCGGACACGCGGGCACUUCAAAGAUUUGACACGCCCGACCCCCCACCAGGAGGUUGAUCACACCAUCAAGGAUCGAGUCAAUUGGUCCGGCUUGAAAACCUACGAUAAGCAGUUGCGCGCUUUUAACCACAAGAGGGCUUUGGACAACGCGAUGAAUACGCAGAGGAUGGCAAAUCAUCCGGAGGUCCUUGUGGCCGUCAUUACGGACCUUCUGCACCGUAAGUCUCUGGACAAAGCCCUCACUGAUCGUCGCGACGCCACGCUUGUUCGAUUCAUCGACUUUAUCUGCAAACAUGUGAGUGAGACGCGAUUCAUGCGCCCGUUGAUGAUGGCCGCCAGCACGGUCUUGGAGGUUUUCGAGCGGCGAUUGGUGGCCUACAGCCCGAAGCUGAUGCGUGCAUUGGAACGAUUGUCAAGUGCUAUGCAGGAGGAAGUGAGACUUACUACCGAGCUGAUGCGGCUAAAGGGCGCCAUGGACAUGCUUAUUGGGGUUUCAAUGGACAAUGGCGAGGUGGCCCAUAAGCCCACAUAUGUGGAGACUAAGACACCGAGGAUGCAGCCCUCUCAGGCGGCGGAAAAGUACGUGGUCUUUGUGGAGUGACCCAGGCCGACGUAGAACGAUAUAGCCAGCUAGUUUUAGUCUAAAGUAAAAAUUAGAAUACUGGAAUUUUGUUUAUAGUUUAAGAAAUACACAUUUAACCAAAACGAAA
Molecule: messenger RNA, 1788 nt
Organism: Drosophila yakuba
Lineage: Eukaryota; Metazoa; Arthropoda; Insecta; Diptera; Drosophilidae
Product: U3 small nucleolar RNA-associated protein 15 homolog
Exons: 2
Coding region: 72-1679 (535 amino acids)
Biological process (GO): rRNA processing; positive regulation of transcription by RNA polymerase I
Cellular component (GO): nucleolus
Molecular function (GO): protein binding
Source: RefSeq, a predicted model, not a curated record